UUAUAAUCAGACGUGUGUUUCGUCAGUGUGACACGUCUUUGCCUGGUAAACAUGUCGCUUACCUGCUUGAGAUGCAGUCGCCUUUUGUAUUCAAAUGUUGCAUUGUCAGUGAAAGGCACCUUGAAGCAAAGGGUAUCCCUCAAACACACGAAGGUGGCGACCCCACCAAACAAAUUCAUCGACAUCUACAGAGAUUAUCAUGGCCAUUUACCUGACGAAGAAUCCGCCAAAGACUUUCUUGUCGCAAUCGAUUCCAAGGAAAGAGAACUUCUUCUACAGAGUCUGCUUCAUUUCGAAGAAGAUGAGAAACAUGCGGGUAAAGUGAUUAAACAACAACCGUCAACUGUCGAUCUGAGACGACUAAGGGAGCUCCUGGCAUCUGGGUACCCAUCCAGGCUUUGCAGUUUUAACUUCACACCACUUGUCUUCCACCAUUAUGGUGUAAAUCUCUGUAAGCCACAUGUUGGAAAUUUCAUUGUGAAUUCUUUUCUUACAGCUGAAGCUGCACCUCCAACUAAAGAUCAACUUCGUCUAGUCUUACUGCACAAUGCUCUUCCCUUUAUUGGGUUUGGAUUCCUGGACAACUUUAUGAUGAUAGUAGCUGGUGAAUAUAUCGACACAAUGUUUGGGGCAGUGCUGGGCAUAUCUACAAUGACAGCCGCUGGUCUCGGUAAUAUGAUAUCGGAUGUGGCUGGUGUAGGGUCUGCCUCAUACGUGGAGACGAUGGCUGCUAAGGUGGGUGUGAAGGCUCCCCCGUUGACCCCACAGCAGAUCCUGUUGAAGAGAACUCGCCGCUACUCCAACCUGGGCAAAAUGCUGGGCGUGUCCAUCGGCUGCUUUAUCGGCAUGUUCCCUUUGUUGUUCUUCAAAAAGGAUGAGUGUGAUGGGAAUCAUGAACCUGGCCCAAGCACACCCGUCGCGGAACAGACAAAGAAAUGAAUGUGUUCUGUACCCAGAGCAGGUC
This is a messenger RNA of Liolophura sinensis, 964 nucleotides long. RefSeq lists its product as uncharacterized. NCBI's taxonomy places the organism in Eukaryota, Metazoa, Mollusca, Polyplacophora, Chitonida, Chitonidae. Bases 52 to 939 code for a protein of 295 amino acids. The transcript is spliced from 8 exons. Gene Ontology annotation, cellular component: mitochondrion. The record is from RefSeq and is a predicted model, not a curated record.